AUGAAUAUUUUUAUAAUAUCAUUGUUUUUAUAUUUAAAAAUAAAUGGAUUAACGGACGCCUCUAAAUGUGAAAUUGCUCAGGCGUGUAUAACUGAUUUGUCGCAGAGUGAUUGUGGUGGUGGUACUGUUUUGGUUCGCAACACCUGGAUCUACGGAUGCUGCCCCAGCUGCGUAGUGCCUGAAGAAGAUGACGAAGAUGACGAAGAUGAUAUCGAUGUUAUUCCGUCGGAAGUAUGCAGACCACCGUCUAAUUGUUUAGAAAAUGGUGAAUACGCACCAGUGCAAUGCAAAGGUGAUACAUUUACCGGAAGAUGCUUCUGUUCCGACGCAAAGGGAAACAGAAUAUUUGGACAAAUGUGGAGGAGUGAGGCGCAAGAUAUGAAAUGUGCGUGCAGUCGCAGGAGGAAUGAGAUAGAAAAUACCGAAAAACGUAUAUCAACUUUACACUGCGCAACCAACGGUGACUAUGAGCGUCUACAGUGUGACAACGGCAUGUGCUGGUGUGCUGAUCCAUCUACAGGGCAACCGACAGCACCCCCCCUACCACAAGAAGAUAUGACGAUAUUACCCUGUCACAGCGCUGGUUUGAUUGGAGAAAACUAUUUGAGAAGAUGCGAAAGUAUUGUAAACGCCCUUGCCGCUAUUGCAAAGGAGCAAGCUGAACACGGAACAAAUUUCUUAGGAAAUCCAACUACCUUCUGUGAUUACGACGGAAGCUAUGGACCAUAUCAGAUACAAAAUGGAAUUGCUUACUGCACCGGACGAGACGGAAAAAUCCUGGGUUCGUGGCAAGUGGUGUCCAGCUCAAUGGGUGAAAUGAAUUGCAAUUGCGCUCGCGAUACAACGAUAUACUUCCCAGAAAAAGGCAUGACAGUGUCCGAAGUUUGUUUACCGAACGGCAACUACCGUUCGUUCCAGAACGCUGGGGAGGUUCCUUACUGUGUAGACUCCGACGGUUACCCCAUAGAAAGAGACGAAUGGCCCCAAGAAUGCGUCAAUAAUACACCGGCGCCACCGUAG
This is a messenger RNA of Danaus chrysippus (African queen), 1020 nucleotides long. The record is from the annotation of a GenBank genome assembly. Lineage: Eukaryota; Metazoa; Arthropoda; Insecta; Lepidoptera; Nymphalidae.